Messenger RNA from Tupaia belangeri chinensis (Chinese tree shrew), 1459 nucleotides. RefSeq names its product DIRAS family GTPase 3 (gene DIRAS3). Gene Ontology annotation, cellular component: membrane. The record is from RefSeq and is a predicted model, not a curated record. The transcript has 3 exons. NCBI's taxonomy places the organism in Eukaryota, Metazoa, Chordata, Mammalia, Scandentia, Tupaiidae. The coding region runs from base 156 to 908 and encodes 250 amino acids. Gene Ontology annotation, biological process: signal transduction. Gene Ontology annotation, molecular function: GTPase activity; GTP binding.
UGCAGGUGGAAAAGCAACCCAGGACUCGAAUAAAGGUAUUAACCUUGGAUGGCUGAAAGAAAAUGCUGGAGGAUGCAUGUGGAGCUGAUAAAGAUACCGUGUGUAAAAGGAAAAGAAGUUGGUUGCUUAAGUCCUUAUAACAACGAUGUGACCGAAUGGGAACUGGAGACCAGGCUUCUCCUGCCGGCUACGUUCCGGAGAAGUUGUGCGCCCCUUUCUUCUCAGCAAUGGGCAACUCUUGCUUUGGCUUCAAGGAGCGGCUGGUGGGGGGCCUGCCUACCCUGCUGGUUAUCCGCGCCUUCAUGCCUCACCGCAGGAGCAAAGAUUACCGCGUGGUGGUAGUUGGCUCCGCCGGCGUGGGCAAGAGCGCGCUGGUGCAGAGAUGGGUGCGCGGCACGUUCCGUGAGGCGUACCUGCCAACCAUCGAAGAUACCUACCGUCAGGUGCUGGGCUGCAACCACACCCCCGGCGCCCUGCACAUCACCGACACCACCGGCGGCCACCGCUACCCGGGUCUGCAGCGUCUCGCCAUUGCCAGGGGCCACGCCUUCGUUCUUGUCUACUCCGUUACCAAGAAGGAAACCCUGGAGGAGCUGAAGCCGCUUUACGAGCAGAUCCGCGAGAUCAAAGGCAACGACCUGCAGAAGUUCCCUAUCGUGCUGGUGGGAAACAAGAUUGAUGAGAGCGGCCGCAGGCAGCUGGCGCUGAGGGAUGGUGCCGCCUACGCGCUGGAGUGGAAUUGCACCUUCGUGGAGACCUCGGCCAAGGCAGACAUCAACGUGCGGGAGCUGUUUCACACGCUGCUGAGCCACCAGAGGAAGGCUGACACCUGCCCCGAGGGUCCCGAGAAGAAAUCGCAGAUGCCCAAGACCACGGAGAAGCUGCUUGGCAAGUGCAUCGUCAUGUGAGCCCUAGAUCUUCCGGGCCAGCCUUCCUGUCCUCUGUCCUAUUGUGUGCCGAAAACGUGGUCAAUGCGGUGUAAUGUGUCACCUGUCGUGAUUGAUUUUGUGUUGUGGUUUGGACUGUCAAUAAUGUACCUUGUAAGUUGGUGACUUCCGUUUUUCCCAAGCAAGAGAAUUCAAAUUGUUAAACCAUUGACUUGUUAGAAAAGAGAAAUAAAAACAUAAACAUUGAAUAUGAUGCAUUUAAAAUAAGAUCUUUACUAAUAAACGUAUAAGAGCAAAUGUUUGAAGAAUAAGAUACCAAAAUGAAUGGAAAGCUGCCACAGCCCUCCUUUUAAUCCAACAUUGUGUAUUAGUUUAAAGUGUUCAAGUCCUAUAAAUGUCUAAUCAUAUCUCUCCAAUGUGUACUUGAUUGUUAAGAAAUGUGUUUUCCUAUAGAAAGUUCUGACAGAUUGCUGUAGAAUAGAUUGAUAUACCAAAUGAGAUUUCUUUACUUAUUUUGCUGGCUGGAGUACAAACUCACGAGAGAGAGAGAGAGAGAGAGAGAGGGAGAGAAG